Pyrus x bretschneideri (Chinese white pear) is the source of this 1500-nucleotide messenger RNA. RefSeq names its product transcription factor bHLH121. The transcript has 5 exons. Bases 40 to 1245 code for a protein of 401 amino acids. The record is from RefSeq and is a predicted model, not a curated record. NCBI's taxonomy places the organism in Eukaryota, Viridiplantae, Streptophyta, Magnoliopsida, Rosales, Rosaceae. Gene Ontology annotation, biological process: intracellular iron ion homeostasis. Gene Ontology annotation, molecular function: DNA-binding transcription factor activity; protein dimerization activity.
CAAAAAUUAGGCGAAAAAAGAAGAAUUAAAGGGAGUCAGAUGCCCGGUGGCACCGGGCGACUGCGAGUCUGUCACCAGAGAAGCAAAAAAACAACGUUCUGGCAGAUAAGAUUCGCACUUUACAAAUUGCAUUUGCACACGACACCUGAAAACAAUGUGCUGCCUUCAAUUCUCUUCAUCUACUUCCUCCACCAUGUAGACAGACUCUCUCUCUCUCUCAUGGAUCAGCUCAAACACGAGGACUUGAACCAAUCCGCGCCGCCUCCGUUCUCAUUUGCCGCCGAAUUUCCGCAGCCCGCUUCCGAUCGCGGCGUGCCCCCAACUCGCUCCCAACCCAAUUCAAGCCAAAGGCCUGAGGGGGAAGUUAAGGAUUGUCUGACUGCUAGAAAGAUUCAGAAGGCUGACCGGGAGAAGUUGAGGAGGGAUCGACUAAAUGAGCAGUUUCUUGAGUUGGGAAAUGUCUUGGAUCCGGACAGACCCAAAAAUGACAAAGCAACCAUUAUAGCGGAUACAAUUCAAGUGCUGAAGGAUUUGACAUUAGAAGUAGACAAACUUAAAUCUGAGUGUGUUUCUCUAACCGAAGAGUCUCGUGAGUUGACACAUGAGAAAAAUGACCUUAGAGAAGAGAAGGCAUCUCUUAAAUCUGACAUUGAGAACCUUAAUGCUCAGUAUCAGCAGAGACUCAGGACUAUGUUCCCUUGGGGUGCUAUGGAUCACUCAGUUGUAAUGGCUCCACCUUCAUAUCCAUAUCCGAUGCCGAUGACAAUGCCAAUGCCAAUGCCCAUGCAAAUGCCUGCACGACCAAUGCCCGUGCAUCCACAUAUGCAGCCAUACCAUUAUUUCGGAAAUCAGAAUCCUGGGGUCAUUCCGAACCCCUGCUCAACUUAUCUUCCAUAUAUUACUCCUAAUACUCUGGUUGAGCAGCAGUCUACCCAAUAUAUAUCUCCAAUAGUGCAUCCAGGAAGCCAGUCUCAAGUUUCAGGCAAACAAGAUGCUAUAAACAAAUCACCUGGGGAGAGCCAGGUUCACAAAAGUGAUGAUUCAAUCGAUGUCACUACAGAACUAGAGUUGAAGACUCCCGGAUCUACUUCGGAUCAGGAUUUGUCAUCAGUACGAAGAAAAUCUAAAAAGUCAGCGAGGCUGGAAAACAGAGAAGGCAGUUCGUCAAGUAGAUGUUCUUCUUCUCGUAGUGUACAGGAUAGCUCAUCUAAUAGUGUAGUUGGUGGCAAAAAGGCUGACGACUGAAAAGGAGAAAAAGGGUUAACAAAGAACAGAACAAGGCAGGUUCUAUUUUUAUUUAUUCUCUUUAAAGCCAUUGUCUUAUGAUUUGGAAAAUAUCUAUGAAAAAUGCACGAGUCAUCUCACUUCAAGAACGUGUUACGUGUAGACCUAGCCAUCAAAGAAUAUAACCAACUGUUUUUUUCAUUUAACGAGAAUAGAGUUUGUUAUUAUUUUAUGGUAUCAAUUGCAUCAGGUCGGUUAUAAAAUGUACUAACGACA